AUGGGGCGACGUCGAGAUGACGAUCAUUCGCGUAACAGAAAACGUCGGUCGCGAUCUCGUUCCCGCUCUCGUUCUCCUGUUCUUCCUAGGAGGGCAUUUUCAUCUACUUUAGAAGGGUCUCUACCUUUAGCUGCUUCGUUGCCAACAUCUUCAUUAAUGGGUUCGUUACUAGCUGCUCAGGCAAAAGCAGCUGAAGAAGCGGCUGCCAAAGCCAAGGCAGAAACGUCUAAACCUGCAGUUGGUACUAUGACUGCUAUUGCGAAUGCGGCAGCUGAUAUGAUCAAAGCUGCUCGUAAUUCUGGUCAAGGUAUCGCAGGUAUGGAGGGUGCUCUUGUCAUUACUCCGAAUAUGGACAAAGAUAUUGAACAGCGUCGUCUUGAUCUUGAAAUGCAAAAGAGACGAGAACGAGUAGAAAGGUGGCGACGAGAGAGAAGGCUCAAACAAGAUAUUCUUGCAGCACAGCAGAGACUUGCAGAGAGCACCAGAGGAACUACUAUUAAUAAGUGGAAUCUAGAGGAUGAUGAAGACGAAGAAGACGCAAAUAAAAAGAAUGUUCAGAUGGAAAAAUCUACAGAAGAUGAUGACGUAGAUCCACUGGAUGCUUAUAUGCAGGAGUUGAAUAAUCAAGUUUCCGCUGGUCCUGAAACUACUAAAAAAGAUACUAAAAUUACUAAACAAUCUGAAAUUUCACUAAAAACUUCUAAAGAUACCGAUCACGCUUCUUCAGAUCCUUCAGUCAAACCUAAACAACAGUUAGUAAUUAAACGGAAAAGAAUUAUUGGGCGAGGUGAACUGAUGGAAAGUAACAUAGAUGAAUUAGAAUAUUCAUCUGAAGAAGAAGACACAACAAUUGAGGAUGCAUUGGCUCAGCUACAGAAAAAAGACAAACUUCAGCCUAUUGAUCAUUCCAAAAUUGAGUAUUUCCCCUUUCGCAAAAGUUUUUAUGUAGAAGUUCCAGAACUAGCAAAAAUGUCAAAGGAGGAUGUUAAAGCGUAUAGAGCUAGUUUAGAAAAUAUCCGCGUCCGUGGUAGAGAGUGCCCUAAACCCCUACGCAAUUGGGUCCAAGCAGGCAUUAGCUCUCGCCUUUUGGCUUGCCUAAAAAGGAAUAAUUUCGAUAAACCCACUCCAAUUCAGUGCCAGGCGUUACCCGUUAUAAUGUCUGGUCGCGAUAUGAUUGGUAUUGCCAAAACAGGAAGUGGGAAAACCCUAGCUUUUCUAGUACCGCUUAUGCGUCACCUGGAACAUCAAGCUCCUCUAAACCCUGGAGAUGGCCCAAUUGCCCUUCUACUGGCACCUACUCGGGAACUUGCACUACAAAUAUUUAAAGAAACAAAAAAGCUAUGUCAAGCCGCCGAUGCUCGCGCAGUUUGUGUCUAUGGUGGGACUGGUAUUAGUGAACAAAUUGCUGAACUUAAACGCGGAGCUGAAAUUAUUGUCUGUACACCUGGUCGGAUGAUCGAUAUGCUUGCUGCAAAUGGAGGGAGAGUAACCAAUUUACUUCGGUGCUCUUAUGUGGUUCUUGAUGAAGCUGAUCGUAUGUUCGAUCUAGGAUUUGAGCCUCAAGUUAUGCGAAUCAUCGAGAAUUGUCGUCCUGAUCGACAAACUUUAAUGUUUUCAGCUACAUUUCCUAGACAAAUGGAAAUCCUUGCCCGUAAAGUGCUAACGCUUCCCAUAGAAAUCCAAAUCGGUGGACGAUCGGUGGUUUGUUCAGACGUGGAGCAGCAUGCGUUCAUCUUGUCAGAAGAAGAGAAAGUUUAUAAAGUUCUUGAACUUCUAGGAAUUUACCAAGAAGAGGGUAGUGUCCUUGUAUUCGUAGAAAAACAAGAGAGUGCAGAUGAGUUAAUGCGUGUUCUUUUGAAGUAUGGUUAUCCAUGUCUUUCUCUUCAUGGUGGCAUUGAUCAAUACGAUCGCGAUUCUGUUAUAAUGGAUUUUAAGCGUGGCAAUAUUCGUCUUUUAAUAGCCACAUCAGUCGCUGCUCGUGGUCUUGAUGUCACAGAUUUGCUUUUAGUUAUCAAUUAUGACUGUCCAAAUCACUAUGAGGAUUACGUUCAUCGUUGUGGGCGUACUGGACGUGCUGGUCGCAAAGGGUUUGCCUAUACUUUUCUCACUCCCGAUCAGGAGCGCAGUGCUGGUGAUGUUGUUCGAGCAUUCAAGCAGAGUGGCCAAAAACCACCAGAGGAACUAAUGAAUAUGUGGAAUGCUUACAAGAUACGAAUGGAACAUGAAGGAAAAAAGGUAUACGGUUCUUCAGGUUUCCGUGGUAAAGGAUUCAUGUUUGAUGAAGUGGAAGCUCAGCUGAAUAGUGAAAAACGACGCCUGCAGAAAGCUGCUCUUGGUUUACAAGAUUCAGAUGACGAAGAUGGUGAUGGAAAUGUCGAUUGGGACUCGAAGAUUGAAGAUAUGUUGGCCACGAAAACAAAAAUUAAAGAUGUAUCAAAGAGUAAUGCAUCAGAAAAUGUAUCUGAAACUGUUGAAGUUAGUGCCCAAGCUGGACAAGCUGUUGUGAACGCAGCCUUAGCACUUGCUCGACAGAAGGCUGCACAGUUAGGACUCGUCAAACACUUGACUUCUGGUACUCCGACUGUUCCACAACCAAGCGCUGUUUUGAAUACCACCACAGUCAGCGACCCUAAUGCUACUAUUGCGGCUGCGGUUGCUGCUGUCACGAUACCUGUGCCUCCAGCUCCCACAAGCCGUACGUUGGCUGAACAAGCUGCCGAACGCUUAAAUGCUAAACUUGGUUACACUAAACAAACACCAGGCUCUGGUGAUGAGGAGGGUGCUGGUGCUAACACGAAUUCGGGAAGUGACAUGGUUAGAAGAUACGAAGAAGAACUAGUUAUCAAUGACUUCCCACAAAACGUCAGGUGGCGUAUCACUGGUCGCGAAAUGCUCAAUCACCUUAGUGACUAUUGUGAUGUUGGCGUGUCUGUACGAGGAGUUUAUAUGCCACCUGCCAAAGCUAAGCAACAUAUACCCGAAGGUACAGAUGACAGACCACUGUAUUUAUGUAUUGAGGCUGUCAAUGAAAGACAAGUCGCUUUGGCUAAAAAAGAAAUUAUGCGUAUUAUCAAAGAAGAAUUAGUCAAAUUGCAAUCUGGCAAUUCAAUAAAUCGCGGACGCUACAAGGUUGUUUAA
Schistosoma guineensis is the source of this 3138-nucleotide messenger RNA. Lineage: Eukaryota; Metazoa; Platyhelminthes; Trematoda; Strigeidida; Schistosomatidae. The record is from the annotation of a GenBank genome assembly.